Synchiropus splendidus (mandarinfish) is the source of this 2632-nucleotide messenger RNA. RefSeq names its product TERF1 (TRF1)-interacting nuclear factor 2 (gene tinf2). Gene Ontology annotation, biological process: regulation of telomere maintenance via telomere lengthening; telomere capping. Gene Ontology annotation, cellular component: shelterin complex. Gene Ontology annotation, molecular function: telomeric repeat DNA binding. The coding region runs from base 100 to 1680 and encodes 526 amino acids. NCBI's taxonomy places the organism in Eukaryota, Metazoa, Chordata, Actinopteri, Syngnathiformes, Callionymidae. The record is from RefSeq and is a predicted model, not a curated record. The transcript has 10 exons.
CCCGAAAGUAAAUGAAGUCAUUUUGAUGAAGCUCUGGCACUGGCGCGAGGAUGAGAUGUUGAAUGUGACAAGUUUUUUCUUUAAGUGUUUUAUGGAACAAUGACGGCUCUUGAGGAGAACGAAAAGCGUCUUUCUUUCGCUGCCGUUCGGCAGUUGGCCCCCCCGGUUCGUCUGGUGUCUGCGGCCGUGUGGAAGGUUCUGAAGCAGAGGGACGUGAAGCACUAUGGGGCCGUGGAGGAGUUUGUGUCUUCAGUCUGUGACACGGUACCCGGUUUGCUCGCCUUGGGACAUCGAGUCAAACUAACACUCGGAAUCAGAGCACGGCUCAUCCUGGAUUUGCUGUCUAAUCAUGCGGAUACAAAGCUUAUUGAGGAGCAUUUGGAAAGUCUUCGUUUUCCUGCUGAAUAUGCUGCGGAGGAUGUAAAGGUUUGGAAAUCAGUGGAGGAUUUCCUCAAAUUGAUUGACUCACUCGUCCUGGACCAAAAAGCCAAAGACAAGUUCUUCAAGGAGGUGUUUGUUCAAGAUUAUGGUCCUGUUCAAGAUCAGGAGUUGGAGACGCUGAUGUGGGAAUUCCUGAUUGCGCUGGACAGGCUGCUCCCAAUUCCCUCUUUGCUACAGACGGUGGAGUGGCUCAGUGGUGCCCCAUUUGUCAAGGAAGAGUGCGUGCUUGCAGCUUCUCAGCCUCAGCUUUUGAAUAUUUUACUUCAGCAUCAAGUCAGUUUAGGUCAUCUGGACAAUGCAGCUUGUCCUUCAAACAGUGGAGACUCAACCCUGACUUCGCUGUCCUUACCACCUUCAGGAAAAGCCCCUUUUGAUUGGACAGCUGGCCACUCCACGCUGUGUGUAGAGGACAGACACGACACACAGGCAGAGAAGGAAAACCCCUUAAUCUUGCCAGUUAUUGGAUCAAUAUCAAAUGAGGAUGUUCCAGUGAUGGUUUCUGUGCGGACGAGACGGCAGAAAGCCUGUGAGGCAGCAGGUUCCAAACCAACUCCAGAAAAAAACACUGGCAGGUUCACGGUAGUUUUGCCAAAAUCCAAAGAUGAUAGGCCGGGCCUGAUGCAGAAAGGCAGAAAGCGAGGAAUGAAGCGGAAAUUUGAGCAAAGUAGAGUUCAAGCUGAUGAAGAGGGUGAAAUGAAUGUCGAGUGUAAUGUCACUCUCCAGGAAUCUAAAAAGACCUUGUCCAGUUCUGAAACAAUGCUGUACAUGCCGGAUGAUCCGUCCCUUCGCCCCAUUUUCCUGUCAUGUCUCAACAAAAAGGCUAAAGUUGUCAUCAAGAGAGUAUCUCCUGCUUCUCUGCCAUCUCCAAGGAAAAAGAUCUCCAGCAGGCCUGGAGGCACAAGAUACAGCAUCUCAGCUUCCACUUGCAAACCCCUCAGUCGAACCCAUCGAACGCAGGACACUUGUUUCCCCGGCUCCAAAAAUAAAGAAAAUCAUCCUGUCAUCAAAGACCCUUCGUUUCCGCUGCUGCAGAAUGGCACAGAGUUGUCCAGCUUGACCAGCGAUGCUGACGAUUAUGUGGCAGACUCUGAAGAUGAGGCAUCAAAGAACUUCAAGGGCCGGCUGUUCUCGAAGCGCUAUUACAAAACCCGGCACGGCACAUAUGUUCCCACUCUGAGGGAGUUUUGGAGACCAUGCACCACUCAGCCGGACACGUUUCUUAAACGUAAACACAGAUGAUGAGUGGCCAUAUUACAUCCCAGCUGACUGGAAACAGGCCUGAGCACGUCAGGUCUUCAGAGGUCAUCAGCACUAACUUGGACUGCUUUGGAUUUUCACCAUUAUCUGUACGGAGAUCAUUAUCCAUGGAUUGUGUUGCAAUUAUUGUUAAUAAAUUGUGUUUUUAUUGCGUUUUAAUGGGGGGGGGGCAUUACUCCCCUUAGACUUCUCAUCCUUCUGUCAUCCCUGGUGUCCUUGUUUCUGGGUUAGCAAAUGCUCGGUGUGGUUUUACCUACAGAGGAAACCUGAUCAAAGCUAGCAGGAACCCAAAUGCAGCACUCAUCAGACUACCGAACAUCCUCUUGCUGUGCCACUGACCCAAACAUUGUGGCUGUGCUGUGUUCCACAUCAGAGGGGGAAAAACCUGUGCGUGACAGAAGCCAAGACGCUCUCAGGUUACUGAAUGAACUCCACUGGUUUAACCUCACUGUUUCCUUCCACAGAUGUUUUAUUAAAAUAUUUUAUUGCCAGCAUAUGGUAAACCAGUUGGACUCAACAGGACACCGUAAUCAAAGAAGUCAGAACUCUAUAUUUUAGCCUGCACACACUGUGUAUGUAUAAAUCACCACUGUAUUCACUUAGUCCUGGCAGGAAAGGCUGUGCAUUGUGUUGAAAGACAAUAAAUUGCAGUUUCAUUUUGGCAAUCGAAUCAUCAUAGUCUCGCUGCUAUCCCUCCCGUGACUGUGAUCGUCUCGCCAGUGAUGUACGACGCCUCAUCUGUGCACAAAAAGGCAAUGACUCCGCCUAUUUCCUCCGGCUGUCCAAUUCUGAAGGGGAAGAAAGAUGUUUUAACAUGUAGGCAGCAUGUAUCCAGGUUGUCUUGACUUUACCUUUUGAUACUGAGUUGUUUUUUGAAUUCAUUCAUAAUAUCCUCAUUUUGCCACAGCUGGAAUUAAAGUACACAUUAACAAAG